Molecule: messenger RNA, 770 nt
Organism: Arvicanthis niloticus (Nile rat)
Lineage: Eukaryota; Metazoa; Chordata; Mammalia; Rodentia; Muridae
Gene: C9H12orf57
Product: chromosome 9 C12orf57 homolog
Biological process (GO): post-embryonic development
Source: RefSeq, a predicted model, not a curated record
UUACAGCUCUUUUAGAAUUUGUCUAGCAGGUUUUCUGACUUGUGUCGGAAAACCCCUCCCAAUCUCACUGGUUUAUAAUAGCAGCAAACGUCCCCUUGUCCCUGCCGAGCGGUGGGGUGGGGGGGCUCUGGUCCCGUUCUAGUUCCCUUGGAAAUGCGUGUGUGCUCGAGCCACGCUCGAAGACUUCCGCCACAUGCAAUAGCGCUUCCUUUCUGCUUCCACUGACCCGCAGCCGUGGGGGAGGCAGCUGGCUGCAGGCUUCUCCGGAUCUCUUCUGUGUUCCCACUACUCAAGUACCGAGAGACGUCCUAUGGCGUCCGCCUCGGCUCAGCCCGCGGCCCUGAGCGCAGAGCAGGCCAAGGUGGUCUUGGCGGAGGUGAUCCAAGCGUUCUCGGCCCCAGAGAAUGCCGUGCGCAUGGACGAGGCUAGAGACAAUGCGUGCAACGAUAUGGGCAAGAUGCUGCAGUUCGUGCUGCCCGUAGCCACACAGAUCCAGCAGGAGGUUAUUAAAGCCUAUGGCUUCAGCUGCGACGGGGAAGGUGUCCUUAAGUUUGCCCGCCUGGUCAAGUCUUAUGAAGCCCAGGAUCCUGAGAUUGCCAGCCUGUCAGGCAAGCUAAAGGCCCUGUUCCUGCCACCCAUGACACUGCCGCCCCAUGGGCCUGCUUCCGGAAGUAGUGUGGCUGCCUCCUGAGAUUGGUUCUUUUCUGUAUGCCGCUGCUAUGGAAGAGGCCCUUGUGUUCCAGAGGAUAAUAAAUGUACUUGUGACCAAA